ACAUUCGCCGACCUGACACAACCUGCCAACGUAUUCAUGAUUCGGUUUCAGUUUCAGUUCAUUCCGGGUAUUCGUGCAGACUGGUGGUCGAAUAAUUAAUUAGCGCACGGUGUAACGGCCUCGUACCAAUCGACAUUUAGGCCACAAAUACUAAAUAUUUCCACAAAUGAAGUGUGUAUGGAGAUAAAAAAAAAAUAAAUAAAAUAGGUAUUAAAUAUCAACAACUGCUAAAAUAUUAGUAAUCCGAGUGGGCAAGUGAAAUGCAGUGGAAAUCAGAAUUUUCUGUUAUCAUUUAGAGGCGUUAAUUUCGAAGUGAAAUCAAAACCAAAUAUUUUACGCUUUGUUCGUGUGCCAUUACAAUCGUGUGGCAUGUGUGCGCGUGUGUGUGCGUUGCCGUUGCGUUAGUGGAGCAAACGUUACGUCGUGCUUUGAUUUUUCCACAUAAUUUUUAACGCUGCAGAAAUAUGCCUGAAUAACGGUAAAUAUUCGAAAAUUUAAAAUUGCGCAAAAUUGCGAUUCGCCAGCAGCCAUUCAAGCAGAACGUUCAAGUUUCGCGUUUUAUAAUUGUGUACAUUCGUGGCGCGUGCCGUACGAACGGACGAACGGCUGUAGUGUGUGUAUGCGCGAGUGUGCGUGCGUGCUUCGUGUUUAUGUUAAUCGACUUUGGCUUUGUUGCGACAUCAAAUAUUCGGCGUUAAAGCGUUUCAGCUGAAAACAUUUCUGUUUCUACGGCAAAUGAAAUACACAAAUUUAAAAUGGAAAAGCAAAAAUUUUGAAUCAUAAAAAAGUCGCCUGUCAUAUUUUGAUUAUUUUUGUUUUUCGAAUUUGUGAAAAAAAAUCAACGCAUGUACAGCAACAAAAAGAACGGCGCCAGAAAGCAGUUUUAAAUAGAAAAACUAAUACUGGCCAAAGUUUUCUAUGCAAAUCGCGCCCGAAAUCGCGCCACCUCUAUAACCAAAAUUAACGAAAAAAGAAAAAAUAAAAAAUGUAUGUGUAAAUGUGAAAUGAAAAAUGCGACAAUAAAAAAUAAAUUGUGACUUGUGAAGAGCAUAACAACAUAAAUCAACAGCAAAUCAAAAAAGUUUAAUGAAAAGGAAAAAGUUUCGCAACACAACGAAGGCGAAGAACAGCGGCUAAAUUAAAAUAAUAUUCAGCAAAACAACAAAACCAACAACAUAAACCGAAAAUAUCACACAAUGAAAGCGAACACAGCUGCAGUCGGCGCGAGCGCAGAGACGCCACAAAGCGGCAUGCAACAGCGACGACAUCAACAUCAGCAUCACUUGCCACAGCCGCUAAAGCUCAUAUUGGCGUUAGUCAUCAUCAUUUGCUUGCAAGGAACAAAUUGCUUUCAAAGAUUCUCAGAACAGCCAAAGUAUUCCGAAGUGAAUCCGGGUCAGGACGCCUUACUAACAUGCAAAGUAAUCGAUAAGCGUGGCACUUGCUCAUGGCAGAAGGAUAACAAGCCUGUUGGCAUAUAUGCGAAAAAAUACGAAUGGGCCGCCCGACCUUCUAGCAGCAGUGGCGGUAAUCUACAUCUUGACCUACAUCCGCCGCCUAUGCAAAUCGGCGGCGAUUGUUCGCUGUGGAUACGUUCGGCGACGCUAGACUUCGACGAUGGCUUGUGGGAGUGCCAAGUGACGGCGAGUGAUUUUACAACACAAGAUGCACUCACCAGCCAACCAGUGCGACUGGUUGUCAGAGUGGUGCCACAACGUCCACGCCUGGAGUAUGAGGGCGCACAUGUUCCACCCGGACAUAAUAUUACCAUCGACUCGGGUGCUCUGGCGACCGUUAAAUGCGUAUCGCACUAUGGCAAUCCGCCUGCCACACUCAAAUGGUAUCUCGGUGACCAAGAAAUUCAACCGAUUCAUCCGCAAAUCAACAAUACCGAACCGGAUAAUCCGCGCACCUGGUCGGCAACGUCUGUCGUUCAAGUGACGGCGAUGCGUGAACGCCAUGGUGACAUUUUGCGCUGUCUCGCCUAUCAUGAAUCUUAUACGGCGAAAUCUGUGCCAGUUGAGGCACGUUUGGAUGUAAAAUAUGCGCCAACCAUCCGUCUAAUUGGCUCACCGGAAAUCGACUUAGAGGAGGAUAAGGAUGCGCUUAUCCUGCGUUGCGUUGCCGAUGCCAAUCCACCGGCAAGUAUUGUGUGGCGGCGUGCGGGUCGUUCGGAAAUCGCCAGCUUGCAGGAGACACUGCAACUGCGUCCUGUAGGCCGUCGCGAUGCCGGACUCUACACAUGUCAAGCCCAAAACUCGGUGGGCACCUCAGAGCAGCUCUCCGUACAGUUGGACGUUAAAUAUUCGCCAAAAAUAGUUUCGGCUGGACCGGAUCGACUUACUACAGCGCCAUUAUUCAGUCCAGCCGCAUUUGAGUGCGUCGCCGAAGGCAAUCCGAUGCCCAGCUAUAAAUGGGUGCAGAGAAUUGCGCAUGGCUCCAAGUUCGUGGAACGUGGCAGUGAGCCGCGCCUGGUUAUUGACAAUGUCACCUACGACUAUCAGGGUGAAUAUGAAUGCCGCGCCACCAAUUAUAUCAAUGGACAGGAGCGUGUUGCUGUCUCCGAGCCAAUUUCGCUGCAAGUUGUGGGUGCACCACAAGUACUACGCCCACAUCCGUCAAUGCACACAAUAUCGGUAAAGCGUGGCCAACCGGCCGUUAUGUCACUGGUGGUCUGUGCAGAUCCACGACCACAUCGAGUCUCAUGGGAGUGGGGCUCAUUGCGCCUGGAAGCUGGUUCAGGAAUUGCAGACCGCUUUCGCGCCGACGAUAUGUUGCAGGAUUCACGCGAGGAUUGCUAUCUCUCCACUUUGCAUAUUCUACGCACGGAUGAGCACGAUUCGCGUCCCUACUAUCUGGUUGUGGAGAAUGAGCGCGGCACCGAUCGGCAUGCCAUUCAUUUGAAUGUGGAGGGUACGUUUACAGAACCACUGGAGAUGAGCUAUUUGCUCGGCAUUGCUGGCGGCUGCCUGGCCGCGAUACUCAUAUUAAUCUGUCUCUGCAUUUAUGCGGUGCGCAGCAAAAAAUGCUGCUUCAAAGGUAGUUCCGGCUAUAAAUCAUCAGAUAAAGACAGUGAGAAAGCCGAUUUGAAAUCACGUUCGGACAGUACCAGUGGUCCACAGGGUGAUUCGAUAUAUACCACGCCGGCUGGUUUUCAUCAUCAUCAGCAACAGCAACAGCAACAACAAUUGCAACAGCAUCACCAACAAGCGCAACAACAACAACAACAGCAACAGCAUCAUCAUUUACAAACCGCACACGGAUCACCGGAGGCAAUGAAGCCGGUCUCACAUAAAACGACAACAACCACAAAAGCCACAUUCGAUGGCGAACUGCUUUGGCAACAAGAAGCGACAGAAUUUAUAGAACGUUUUCCGCAGCGUCGUCGCCAACAUGACGCGCUACGUCCUAGCGUCUCAGCCGGUGCGCUUUAUAAAAAUGCCACCGGUAUAACGACGCUAAAUAAGCGCGCUAGCGGUGGUGAGCUGCUCACAGCGCAGCAACGGCACCAACGCGAUCUUUUCAGCGGCGAUUUAGGUAUACCAGAGGUGCGUUCACAUGUGGGCAGUAUGGUGCAUACAUUCGAAACGCUUGCUAUGCAACGCAAACUUGCCGAUCAAGAACGCGCCAAGGAACGCGCUUGGGCGUUGCAACAGCAGCAACAGUGGGAGCGCGAACAGUUGGCAGAGAGAAGUUGUAAGUAUACGCCAACGCUUAAAAGCGCCAUACACACAACCACAUACACAUAUGAUACGCCCACACAUGCGUCACACCAUUCUCAGCACGGCACUAGUAAUAGUAAAUAUCAUCAACUAAAGCGCAAAUCACACGAAUCACGUCAGCGCCUCAUAAAACUUAGUAAACAGCAGCUGCUGGCUGCUUUCAAUAACAGCGCUAAGCGUGCACCGUCAAAAACUGCACACACUAAACUCGAAAGUAGCUUAAGCGCUCAGUCGCUACCUGGCGCCGACAAUAGUAAUGCAUUGUCGCCGAGUAGUAGCCCUGUUAAGCGGCACAGCACUUUAAGUUUACACUGCGCUGAAGUUGCGCGCGCUGCAAAAGGCGACGAUGAUCACUUAAUGCAACAGUAUUGCCAUCUGGAUGACGAUUAUCGUAAAAAUUUGUUUGGCACGAUAUCAAGUCGUUUAACAGCUGUUAAUAAAGGUUGUGAAGAUAUCAAUUGUUAUGACUAUAGUGACGCACACCACACUAGUAAGCGUGUUAGCCACGAAGAAGAAGAUGAUAUAGAUGUUGGCGCACACAUAAACGUUGAACAUGACGAAGCGCUCAUUGUGAGUGCCGCCUUUGAUGAAAUAUUCGCCAGUUACAGUGGCAUCGAUGACGACGAAGAAGAUGAGAAAAAAUUCAACGCGCCGGCAAUGUUAAGCCGUGCUACUACAUACUCUACGGGUUUUGAUGAGCAAAUGGUAAGUUUAAGCGAACUGGACGAUGAUGUUUUUAAGUCACUCAGCUCGAGUCGCAUCAACAAUAUCGGUUGCCCAGGCAGCACGCCCAUGAAACUGCCACCUUUAGCGACGAACACACACAAAAAGGCAGCAACACCAACAACAAACGCUUGGCCAACAAUUGACGCCGUUGCCGAUGCAGCACAGACGCCUAAGCGUAAGCGCACCAUAAUGCCAUUGGCGAAACAAAAGCAACGCGCCACAACACUACAUAAUCUCUUCGAUCGCCUCAAAGCAACACAAACGAAAGUAAAGCGCCCAUUUGUUAAAAUGCCCUCCGACAGUCUGCUAAAGCAGGAUCAACUAAGUAUUGAACAAAUGACGCACGCGCUGCACAAAUACUCACCACAAUUAAAUUUAUAUCGCGAGAUAGGCGAAGGCGAAGCGGCCAACGAACGCAGUGAUGCUGAUGGCGAUUUUCUACGCGGUUCUACAUUGAGUCAAUCAUUUGUACGCCAGCAGCUAAAUACGUGUGAGAAUAAGGACGAGCCUAAACGCAAAAAGGCCGCGCCACCACCGCCACCAAUCAACCAUAUAAAAUCAAAUAACGGUGUCAGUGGUGUAAAUGCGGUAAAUGGCGCACCACGACCGAGCUUCGCGUCACAGCGCGCUAAGUCGACAAACGAACUACUGCUCGAUGAUUUGGCUGUACAAGCGCGUCGCUAUCAACGUGCCGCUAGUCGCAAGUAUGCGGCGCCGCCAACGCCCAGAAAACAACAGCAACCAAUGGAUUUGACUGCCAGCAAAGUACAAGCCGUAGAAGUGGAAAGAGAAGUAACGCAACGCUCCAAAUCCAAUCGUGCCAUUAGUCGUGGAAACGGUGUUGGCGCUGACAUUUUUUUACGUGGCAGCGCAGAAAUCUAAGCCGAAGCCGACUGCUUGCGCAAACUGGCGGAAGUGUCCAAGCAGUAAUCAAAGCGUUCUGGCGGUGUUAGUUAACACCCAACGCUACUGUUAGUUAUAUAGAAAAAUAUUUAGCAGUAUUUCUAAAUGUACUAAUUAUACUAAGCAAACAACUAAUUUUUGCCAGCGUAAUUGAGCCAUGUUUUCAUGCAAUAAAUGCUUAAGCAUUUAUUUUCGUUUCAUGAAUUUAAUUAAAAAAUCAAAAAGAAAAAAGUAUUGUAUUUGUAUUUGUGUAUGUGACUGAUUUUUAUGUUAGUGUACUCAUGUUAUAACCAAAACAAGUAAUUCUUUACCAAAAAAGUAAGUGAUUAAAAAUGUUAAAGUUAAUGUUAAAUAUAGUAAGCAAAAAACAAAAAAAAAUAUUGUAAAUAAAAACAUUAAUAAAUACUCUAAUGUAGAGCUAAAACAACUUUGUUUAUUAACAACAUAUUCUUGAUGUUAAUUGUAAAACUGAGCAGCUAAUUUGCAAUCAGCUAAUUAUUAUACACAGUGAGCGCCACUUAAUUGUAAACAAUAAAUCAAUAUUUUGAGGUUAUGUGCACAUAUGUGCAUAUAUUUUUUAGUAAUGUCUCUUUAAGUUCCUUAUCAAUUAUUGUUAAAAAAAAAUUUUUUUGUUUGUUUGAAGAGCCAUUUUUCGUAAUACAUUACGAAAAAAAUGUUCAUUUACAGAAUUUAUUCAAAUUAUUAACCGCUGCUUUUUAUAUAUUUUGACCAUCUUUCUCUGGUCAAAUUUGUAGAUACCAUGUUAAUAGAAAUGUUCGUCUUUUGAGGCAAAUAAAUCUCACAGCCAAUUUUCAACUUCUGCGUAGAAAUCGAAAAACUGCGCAGCCUAUUCGUGUCCCAUCGAUGAAAACGAAUGGUAAUCGGAAGGGGCUAAGCCUUGUGAAUACGACGGAUAGGGUAGCAGCUCCCAGCCAAGUACUUUAAUUAUAUCCUGCACUGAUUUCGCUUUGUGCGCAGGUGCAAUGUCGUGUAACAAAAUUACUUUGCGGAGUCUUCUGGCCCAUUCCGGUCGUUUUUCGAUCAAUGCAUGGCUCAAAUUGAUCAUUUGUUGUCUGUAGUGAUUAGUAUUAGCAAUUCCACUACAUAGGUUUUAGAAGCUUGUGAUAUACCACACCUUUACACCAACAAACACAGCGUAUUUCCUACUUACCGCAUCGAUCUGUGUUUAUGGUCGAUGUGAAUGGUUGUCCCGUAUGAACCCUUGCUUUUCUCCGUUUAGGGUUCUUAAAAUAAAUCAAUUUUUCAGCGCCAGUGACAAUUCUAUGCAAAACUAAACUUAUUUUGUAUCUUUGAAGCGAAAUUUUACAAGUGUUUUUUUCGGUUCCAUUCGUCUUUCAUUCAAUUCAUUUGGCAACCAUUUUCCACACUUUUGGCUCUUUCUCAUGGCUUACAAAAGUUCUGAAAUUAUUUUCUUUUUGCAUGGCUGCCAUUUGCUUUUGACUCAAAGUAUCAUCUUCAUCCAAUAUUGCUUGCAAUUCAGCGUCUUCAAAAUUGGUGGUCAUCGACGUUUUCUAUUUCUCACAUCAAAAUUAUUACCCCCGAACUGUUGAAACCAUCUUCUGUAUGUUGCUUUUGAUAGAGCUUGAUUAACAUAAGCCACAACAAGCAGUUGAUGCGACUUUGCAGCACUUUUCUUCUAAUGGAAACAGAAAAUUAAUGCUUUUCGCAACUCAUCACUUUUCGGUACGAAAUUUGACAUUUGAAUAAAUAUGAUGUUGUUUGUUCAAUGGCUGUCA
Molecule: messenger RNA, 7108 nt
Organism: Bactrocera dorsalis (oriental fruit fly)
Lineage: Eukaryota; Metazoa; Arthropoda; Insecta; Diptera; Tephritidae
Product: kin of IRRE-like protein 2
Exons: 16
Coding region: 1197-5330 (1377 amino acids)
Biological process (GO): cell-cell adhesion
Cellular component (GO): cell-cell junction
Molecular function (GO): cell adhesion molecule binding
Source: RefSeq, a predicted model, not a curated record